This is a messenger RNA of Beta vulgaris subsp. vulgaris (sugar beet), 2572 nucleotides long. RefSeq lists its product as uncharacterized. Gene Ontology annotation, molecular function: protein binding. Gene Ontology annotation, biological process: protein localization to mitotic spindle pole body; mitotic sister chromatid segregation; microtubule anchoring at mitotic spindle pole body. The transcript has 6 exons. The record is from RefSeq and is a predicted model, not a curated record. Lineage: Eukaryota; Viridiplantae; Streptophyta; Magnoliopsida; Caryophyllales; Amaranthaceae. Bases 666 to 2045 code for a protein of 459 amino acids. Gene Ontology annotation, cellular component: microtubule organizing center; mitotic spindle; MWP complex.
AUAGAGAGAAGUUAUUACCCAAAAUGAAGUGUCACAAUAAAUUGAAACUUACUAAAAUAGAAAGUGUCACAACUAAAUUGAAACGGAGGAAGUAACUUAUUGAAGUUUAUUUUACAAGGCGUCAAAACUUAUCUUUAUAACCCAACUCUUGAAAAGAUUGGUGACUUACAAUACAUUAAAUGACCUUCAUUUCGGUUUAUCGUUUUAAAUUCUGAUGUUAUUAUACUAUCACUGUUGUGCAUGUUUUUGUAACUUGAGGCACGCAUUGCGUGCAUUUGAAUUUGGUUGGAACUUAUGUGAACUUUUUCAAAAUUACUAAUACUUAUCUCAACUAGUCAUUAAUUAUGUGAAGUCUAAGUGACGCAAAAAAGAUAUGGUUUGUUACAACAUGUAAAAGCAUUAAGUGGUUUAUGGUUACAGGAAAGGAACAGAUUGAUUGUAAACUUAGUUCAAAGAGGUAAAGUUACUUGAUCUUUUGAUCUUCUGAUAUGAAGCAUAAAGAUUUUGCUGGUUACUGGAAGUAUAUUUUUUUAAGGGAGAAAGUUACUCUCCAAACUAUUUGAUGAAUUAUACAUGCAUUGUUGAUUUGUUUAGCUGAUAAGCUGAGCUUUCGAUAUCUUACUGCCUUACUGGAGAUUUUUGUUUGGAAAUAAAAUUUCAGAAACAUGGAGUUCACAGAUGCUUAUAAGCAGACUGGUCCUUGUUGUUUUUCUCCCAAUGCUCGCUACGUUGCUGCUGCAGCUGAUUAUCGUCUGGUGGUCCGUGACACUCUAUCAUUUAAGGUGGUGCAGUUAUAUUCUUGCUUAGAUAAGAUAAGCUACAUUCAGUGGGCCCUUGAUUCUGAGUACAUACUAUGUGGUCUCUAUAAGAGACCAAUUAUACAAGUAUGGUCAAUAACUCAACCCGAGUGGACGUGUAAAAUAGAUGAAGGUCCAGCUGGUAUUGCUUAUGCUAGGUGGAGCCCUGAUAGUCGUCACAUACUCACUACUUCAGAUUUCCAGUUACGGCUGACAGUUUGGUCUCUACUGAACACUGCUUGUGUACAUGUGAAAUGGCCAAAGCAUCCUGUCAAGGGAGUUUCAUUCACUAAAGAUGGCAAGUUUGCUGCAGUAUGCACAAGACGUGACUGCAAGGAUAAUAUCAAUCUGUUGUCUUGUGAUUCAUGGGAGAUAAUGGGUGUUUUUGCUGUUGACACAUUGGAUUUGGCUGAUAUAGAGUGGUCACCUGAUGAUAGUGCUAUUGUCGUCUGGGAUUCACCUCUUGAGUACAAGGUCCUGAUUUACACACCUGACGGGCGGUGUCUAUUGAAGUAUCAAGCAUAUGAAAGUGCUUUGGGUGUCAAGAGUGUUUCAUGGUCUCCUUGUGGUCAAUUUCUUGCUAUUGGAAGUUAUGAUCAGAUGUUGCGUGUUGUAAAUCGUCUAACAUGGAAAGCCUUUGCUGAAUUUUUGCACUUACCUAAUGUUCGUGGUUCCUCGUGUGCAGUUGUCUUCAAGGAGGAAGAUGAGCAGCCUCAGCUUGAUAUUGCAGGGUUGUCUUUGAGUGGUGAUCCUUAUGACGGCAAUUUUGCAGAUGUGUCGGAGAGACAAAUAGGAGUUAAGUAUGAAGUGGCGGAGUUACCAAUUUCUUUGCCGUUUCAGAAGCCUGCCAUGGACAAACCAAACCCAAAACAAGGCAUUGGUCUCAUGGCUUGGAGCAGCGAUAGCCAGUAUAUAUACACACGUGAUGAUACCAUGCCAACUACCCUGUGGAUAUGGGAUAUGCAGAACCUUCAACUUGCUGCUAUAUUGUUGCAAAAGGACUCUAUCAAAGCCGCAGUUUGGAAUCCAACAACUUGUCGCCUAGCUUUCUGUACAGGAAGCUCUCAUUUGUACAUCUGGACCCCUUCUGGUGCAUAUUGUGUAAGCAUUCCUUUGCCACAUUUCACGAUAGUUGAUUUGAAGUGGAAUUCAGAUGGGACCUAUCUGCUUGUCAAAGAUAAAGAAUCAUUCUGCUGUGCUGCUGUGCCUAUCUUGGCUGAAUCUACUGAUUAUAGCUCAGAUGACUGAUUCAUCAGUCAUGGUGAAAGCCGCAUGAUAAUCUUUAUGUGCAGUUGGGGACUGGAGAGGCUUAGAAUUUAGAUGCUCAAGCACCUAAGCUCUAGUGCUGGUAGCAACACCGUGAUUAGUUUUCACUUCUUCCGCAUUGACUAAGAUGAUGGCAGUGUGUCUGUGUCAAUUUAGCAAAGGAGUCAAGAGUGGAGAAACUUAUUGUUGAAGGUGAUGCCACUUCGAUUGCUAACUUACAUUUGAAGUCGUAGCUUGCUUGAUUUGGGGGUCGUAAUAGUCCAUAUCCGUUGGGUAAUUCAUUAGGAUAAGGAGGGUGUCUUCUGACUUCCUUUCGUACUGGAAAAGAAGCCAAACAUCAUGCGCACAGCCUUGCUCACUUUGCGCUUAACAGUACAUAUGUAAUUUAUUACGUAGUUUAUGUCUUACCUUCAAAAGCAAAACAAAAAAAAAAGUUUCUAUGUCUCUUUUCUGUCUUGUUAAAUCUUGAAGUAUUGUGCUGUAAUGGAAGCAGCUAUGAUUUUCUCUAA